AUGACACCGGAGUGUUCGCUCCAGGCCGACAGCAGUUUCGGCCCUGUGAUAGCCCACGGGUGUCGUAAUGGCUUUGAUUUCACGUUAUUAUUCGAGCAAUCCAUAUUUGGCCUCAUCCCUGCGGUCGCAUUUCUCCUCGUGUGUCCUCUUCGAUUGCAAAUUCUAGUUAAGCGAGAUGUGCGGACUAAGCCUCACAUAAUGAGAUUAGCAAAACUGGUAACUGCCUUGGUGUUUGCCGCGAUUCAACUUGCGCUGCUCAUCAGCUGGGCAAAGAAAACUCAUCCUAUUACGAAGCUCUCUGUGACAUUGAGUGCCAUAAAUUUGGUAGUGGCAAUGGAAGUUUUGGUCUUGUCAUGGGUGGAAGAUGAGCGAUCAGUUAGACCUUCAUCACUCCUCGCUAUCUACCUUCUCUUCACAUUACUCUUCGAUAUUGUACAGACAAGGACUCUAUGGUUAUCCAACGGGAAUCUCCUGGUUCCUAGUCUCUUUACUGCAAAUGUCACUGUAAAAGCGGCAAUGCUGCUUUUUGAGAGCUUAGGGAAGCAGAAACACCUCAUUGGUUCCUAUCAAGAUCUUCCACCAGAAUCGACAAGCGGAAUCGUCAAUCAAUCAUUCAUGUGGUGGCUAAACCGUCUGUUUUCAACGGGCUUUUGCUCUUUACUUACCAUCGACGAUCUCGAUCAUCUCGACAAGCCCCUGGAGUCCGCAGGAACAGCGCGGCAGGCCGCGAAAGCUUGGGCUCUACGCCGUCAUCCCGAGCGCCGCUUCGAAUUCCCAUGGCAAAUAGGCCAAGCAUUUAAGGGAACCCUUGCUCUGAUGGUAAUUCCACGCCUAUUCCUAAUCGGAUUUACCUUCUCACAACCCUUCUUGAUCGCAUCUGUUCUCAACUGGCUUGAUGACCCACAUAGCGAGAGCAAUGCGGGCUACGGCCUCAUCGGCGCCGCACUUCUAAUAUAUUUGGGGAUGGCCCUCUCAAACCUCAUAUACGACCAGAUGUUGUAUCGGUUUGUGACAAUGUUUCGAGGGGCAGCCUCGUCGAUGAUCUACGAGCAUGCCUUGGACAUCCCUGAUGGUACCCUAGAGGAUCGUUCUGCCACAAUUACUCUAAUGACUACUGACGUUGACCGGAUCAUCGACUGCCUAGUCACUCUGAAUGAAUUCUGGGCGCGGACGAUUGAAGUGGGUAUUGGCAUUGCACUACUCGCGCUUCGGCUAGGGUGGGUUUGCCUGAUGCCAUUAGUUAUUGUUCUCAUAUCUAGUGGAGGAAGCAUUUAUAUCUCGAAGCAUAUAGGAGGAUACCAGAAAAUAUGGGUGGAUGCCGUGCAGCAACGCAUAGCAAUCACCCGUUCAAUGCUGGACAGUAUCCAAACAGUCAAAGCCACUGGAUUAGGUCAAACCUUUAUCCAGCUCGUGCAGAGGAAAAGAGUUCAUGAAACUCGUCAAAUGGCCAAAUACCGAUGGAGUGUGGUCUGGAAGAAUAUGAUCCACAAUCUGCCUUGGGCCUUGGCGCCAGCCUUGACCUUCGUCGUCUACGCUGCCCAGGGAAACGAACUAAAUCCUACCAAGGCGUUCAGCAGUCUGUCCAUCAUAACUCUUCUAACCAAUCCAGCUUCUAAGCUAUUAAGCGCGAUUCCUUCCAUAGCGGCUGCGACGGGAUGUUUCGAUAGAGUUCAGGCAUUUCUUCUGCUGCCAACUGGUCCUCAACACGCAGCGAAGGGAUUUGUUCUCACGAGGGAAACGGAGGUGGAUGGAUCUCCGCAUAUCACCGAAAUGAAAUAUAUGACUUCCAGGGGCUCACCAGACACUACUGAUCUUCAAAAACCAGUCAUCUCCAUGGAACAUCUCGACAUUCGGCCAUCCCCAUCGGCAAAAAUUGUCUUGAAAGAUGUUAAUUUUGAAGUCCCUCUCGGGGCGAUGGUUAUCAUCCAAGGGCCAGUUGGAUCUGGCAAAUCGACCCUGCUUCGGGCUAUACUUGGCCAAGCAGUUUGCGAGACAGGAUUCGCGACUGUGACUAUUCGACAACCGGCCUUCUGUGCGCAAACGCCGUGGCUCCCAACUGGCCCCAUCCGCGAUGCAAUCUGCGGAGGUUUCUCAGCGGGCCCAGUGAAGGAGGAUGCAUUUGAUAAAGAUUGGUACGCGACUAUUCUUCACGCAUGUGCUCUCAAUUCGGACUUGGAUAUGCUUCCAGAAGGAGACGCUACGCGAAUUGGUCACGGAUCUGGCCAUAGUCUGAGCGGUGGUCAAAUGCAUCGUAUUGCUCUUGCUCGAGCAGUAUAUGCUCGCAGGAAGCUUUUGCUGUUAGAUGACAUAUUCAGUGCAUUGGAUCGGAAAACAAAGACUACUAUCAUAGCGCGUCUUUUGGGAGUUGGUGGACUGCUCCGAAAGGCAAAUUCGACCGUAGUUUUGGUCACACAUGAUAGUAGGACACCCUCAGAUGUUUUCUUUUGUUAUAUAUUACGAGCUAACACAUUAGCAGCGGAGCAGCUGCCUUGUGCGGAUCAGCUUUAUGUUCUUUCAGAUGGGCGUCUUCGUCUGGAAGAGCCUCGCGAGGGGAAUUUAUACCAAGAAAUGGGAUCUGACACCGUGGAUGCUGGGGAGUUGACAAAAAUCCCAGAGCUGGCGACAGAGGAUAAAGCCGCCAUGGUUUCAGACGCGAAUGAAAUCGACGACCUCAGGAGGGCAGCAGGGGACUCUGCUGUUUACAAGUAUUAUUCGCGCUACGUUGGGUGGAUGAACGCUAUGAUAUUUGUCUUAUUCGUGACAAUGAAUGUCUUUGCUAGCACAUACAGUGAAAUAUGGCUUCAGCGAUGGGCUGAUCGCGGCGGAGGGCAAAAGACACUCUAUGUCACGAUCUACUUCUUCCUAGCCAUUUGCAACACCAUCGGAAAUGGUGGUUAUGUUUGGGCUAUCCUCAUUCUGAUCUCGCCCUCAACGGGGCGCCGACUUCAUUAUGCCGUGCUGAACACUGUCAUGAUGUACAUUCGGUUCUCCUUUCUUGUGCCUCUGGCAACGCCUCAAUAUCUAGCCACCGUUGACAUCGGGUCAAUACUAAACCGAUUUAGCCAGGAUAUGACCCUGGUAGAAAGCGAUUUGCCUAUUGUAAGACACCUGCCAUUACACUCUGCCUCUAGAAAGAUUCUCUCGUCACUUUCGCCCGCCCAAUUAUCGAAAUUAUUGCUGAACAAUCCAGAUCUCUUUUCGUCAGUUGCCAGCGCUGCACUAAUUGCGACCGGGUCGAAGUACAUGGCAAUAUCUGUGCCUUUCUUGAUCAUCUCUGUCUAUCUCUUGCAGCAUUUUUAUUUGAAGACAUCACGGCAACUUCGACUACUAGACCUAGAAAGCAGAAGUCCGUUGUACUCCCAUCUUCUUGAUACUGUUGGGGGUCUUGCUACAAUUCAAGCCUUCGGCUGGGAAGCAGACUUCCGAAUCGCCAAUUCAACAUUGUUGGAUGCUACCCAGCGCACGUAUUAUAUGCUUAAUUGCAUUCAGCGCUGGCUUACUUUAGUCUUGGACCUCAUCGUCGCCGCUGAAGCGGUCAUUGUUAUCAGCUUAGCAGUGUCUUUGAGACAUACUACAAGUGCCGGAUUGCUUGGAGUAUCGCUCAAUAGCAUUCUCGCCUUCAAUGGUAGCCUUUCAUCCCUUAUAUCGGGUUGGACACAAUUGGAGAUAUCCCUUGGCUCAAUUUUACGGGUCAAGGAUUUUGAACUCACAGUGCCACGUGAAAUUACAACUGAGCAAGAAAUUCCCGUCGGCUGGCCAGUUCACGGGGCUAUUGAAAUCUCUGGGAUGGCUGCGCAGUACAAUUCUGAGACAACAGUACUAAGAAAUGUCUCUCUGAAAUGUUUGCCAGGUCAGAAAGUCGGUAUCUACGGACGUACUGGGAGUGGAAAGAGUUCUUUACUGUCAACAUUAUUGGGGAUGCUCACCGUGACCACCGGCUCAAUUGUCAUCGACAACAUUGACCUCGCCACUCUUCCCCAUGAUAAAGUCCGCGAAAAGCUUGUCACCAUUUCCCAAACACCAUUCGUCAUGGUCGGUUGUACAGUCAGAUUUAAUGUAGAUCCCACCGAAAGCCUCCCCGACACAGGCAUAAUCGCGGCUCUCGACCGGGUUGGACUCUGGGGUGGCGUGCUACUCGAGAGGGGCGGGCUAGAUGCCGAAAUAAACGACACUCUAUCGCUAUCUCGAGGCGAGCAGCAACUGCUACAACUUGCUCGUGCAAUGCUCAAGAUACAAGCAACCAACGCUAAGAUCUUGUUGAUUGAUGAGGGCACCAGUAGCGUUGACGUGAAAACUAACGCUCGUGUUCAAGACCUUCUACAACAGGAUCCCUUUCGUACAUGCACAGUUCUUACAGUUGCACAUCGGGUCCACACUCUUUUGACUUGUGAUCUAGUUGUCGGUCUAGAUCGGGGGAAGGUAGUAGAGAUGGAUGAGCCUAUGGUUCUGAGAAAUCGAAAAGAUAGCAUUUUUAGCAGCCUUCUCAACGGCGGCAGAAAUUAG
Molecule: messenger RNA, 4503 nt
Organism: Penicillium crustosum
Lineage: Eukaryota; Fungi; Ascomycota; Eurotiomycetes; Eurotiales; Aspergillaceae
Product: ABC transporter transmembrane domain type 1
Exons: 10
Coding region: 1-4503 (1500 amino acids)
Biological process (GO): transmembrane transport
Cellular component (GO): membrane
Molecular function (GO): ATP binding; ABC-type transporter activity; ATP hydrolysis activity
Source: RefSeq, a predicted model, not a curated record